This is a messenger RNA of Cladophialophora carrionii CBS 160.54, 2079 nucleotides long. RefSeq lists its product as uncharacterized. Lineage: Eukaryota; Fungi; Ascomycota; Eurotiomycetes; Chaetothyriales; Herpotrichiellaceae. Gene Ontology annotation, cellular component: Golgi apparatus; COG complex. The record is from RefSeq and is a predicted model, not a curated record. The transcript has 2 exons. Bases 1 to 2079 code for a protein of 692 amino acids. Gene Ontology annotation, biological process: intra-Golgi vesicle-mediated transport.
AUGGAGCCUGGAACGACGCUGGUCAACUGGCAGCAGGCCUUUGAAGGGUAUCGCAUCCCACAAACUCGGGCAAUUGAGAAGCAACUGCGAUCAAGCGCAGCGCAAAACAAAGAGAAGCUCAGGACGCUUGUUGGUGGCAGCUAUCGUGAGCUUCUCGCGACCGCCCAGGCCAUUGUUGUCCUGGAUGAGCAAACAAGGUCCGCAGAGGAUCACCUGUCAUCCAUUGGUCACAAUUGCAGACCGCCUCAGCUAGAUGCGAAUCUCAGACCACCGCCAGCCGACCGAGUGGCCCUCGCGCAAUAUCGGCUCUUACAACGAUGCUGCACGACCAUAGCGUUGUGUCUACGAGACGACAAAUUGCUACUGUCUGCACGAUUGAUGGUCGUGUCGAGGCUCCUGUUGAAAUCCCUUAAUGAUCAAGAGGCCACCGCAAAAUGCCUUGACUUUCUGCGUGGCAGGCUCACUAGCCUACGGCGGCAACUUCUGCUUCGCGUGGAUUCCAAGCUGAAUAAUCCCACGUCGAAAUUGCCAGCUCUGCUGGAGUCAAUCUGCUCUUACUGCCUGGUUACGAGUAGCUCCGCGGACGAUGCCCUCGCUCACCUCCGUCAUCUUAGACUCGAGAAGAUCCGCCGACGACUCACAGCUUCGAGACAGCCGUCGGCAAUCUGUGAGGCUCUUCGUUAUCAGUUAUCAUCCUUGCAAUCCUUCAGGAGCCUCAUUGGACUUCCCAUAAUUGAGGCGAUGAACGAGCUGCAGAGAAGGCCUAUUUUGGCGGAUCCGAGUAUUCGAAACCUUGAAACCCUCGACUUUGACCGGAUUGCGUUGCUGAUCCCGGAUGAUAUUCGAUCAUUCGCCCCCUACUUCAGGAGAAGUGCGCCAACGUCAGAAGAGUUGCAAUCUAAAUUUGAAAGCUGGUCGCAAGAUGCUUGUCGGGCGCUCUCCGAGGCUCUACGCCAAUAUCUCUCAGAAAUGAGCCACGUAAGCGAGGUGCUCGAGUUGCGGAAACGGCUAUACACCCUUCUCCUACCCUCUUAUUUUUCAACACCGGCGGGGUCCUAUCUCAAAGAACAGAUGGCGCAGGCAAUCAACGAGAAAGUCAGCGUCGUUUGUCGAAUGCAAGGGGCACAGUUAGACAAGAGCACGGACUUACUACUUCAAAAAGAAACACGUGGCGAGCCGGCCCUGCUGUUGUGGGACGAGGAGAUAGCGCUAGCAGGUCUGGACGCUGGGGGCAACACACUUAUCAGGCAAGUCCGAAAGCGCCAUGCUGGCCACAAUGGGGCUCUAUCGAAAGCCUCGAGGACUUUGACUCGAUGGUUAUCUACGGCAAACGCGACUCUCAAUCAGCUGGAUGCGGUCUCGGACACAAGGUGGCGAGACAUCCUUGAGGAGCCUGACGAGGACGAUGAAGUUGAGGCCGCCGAUCUGAUCACAGAGCUCGGAGAGACAGAUCCGAAACUCUACAAGGAAACUUUAGCGGUGUCGCUGCGAGAAGCUGUUCUCAGGCACGAGUCGCGCAUUGCAGAGGCUGCUGCUCGAAUCUUGAAUGAAAAGAGUGAUAUAUCCUACAUCGUGGCCUCCUUGCGCUCAAUUCGACUUUCGAUAUCAUCUCUGAAGCACGUCUCACCAGAACAUUUCAAGUUUGACAGGUUCCGAGACAUCGUUCCGAGGUUGCAGCAAACGCUUGCCAAUGAGGUAGCAGAACAGCUAUCGUGGAGGUUACGAAGUGGCGACAGAGCUGGAAAAUGGGACACAACCUUCCUUCCAGACAACAUGCCUUCGCCUCGAGCCUUUUCGACCUUGCGUCAUCUGUGCAGGAUAAUGUUGGAUCUCGGCGGCACAGACCUGUGGUCCCCUCCACUGGUCGCGUUGGUCAAGGAAGCCGUCAGGUUGAGGAUAUUCACUUCUGAAGUUAAGCCCGGCUAUAUGCACACCGACUUCGACGAAGUAUACCUAGGCAUUGCUCUGGACCGUGACCACGCUGAGUUUGCUCAGGACGUUUCGAACAGGAAGGAGCUUGUCAGGUCCGCAGCCGAGUACUGGACAAGGACGAAGCUCUUGUUCGGCGUGCUCGCCUGA